AUGUUGCAGUAGUCGUGUAACCAAAUUCAAAGUCUCCUUAUACUUUAGCAGCCCCCUCUUUCUUUAUUUGCCUUCUCUCGUCGCCAGUGUUUGCCUAGAUCCUGCUAUCAACUUAUCGUCAAAGACAGCUCUCAAAAUAUUGAUUCAUAAGUCUUGGGAAUUCAAAUCAUUCAACACCAACCUGCAAUUUGCCUUGUUGUACUGUAUUGGGCAACGCUAAUGCCCCUUCGCAAGACAUCGUUCAUUCUUCGCUUCAAGAAGGAGCAAGUCACCUCAGAUAAUCUACCUAUAUCCUUCGAAAGGGAUAACUUAGAACUUCCUUAUUGGGUAGAAACACUUUCUAACUUGUCAUCAAUUAGUUUAAUCCUGUAUAUUCCAAACCCUCCACAUAAUUCCCUCUUUUUCUAGGGACUUGAACGUUCAAAUAACACCUCAUCAAAAUAUACGGACCCAAGUCUUUUGAGCCUAGCUCACAGGGAUAAUACAUUACAAUGAAGCCAAUCAAUACUUCCAUCGAAACCCCGCAUUAUGAUAUUCUGCCACAAGACGCGCUAGAUCCAAUCCAGCUAGCCACGCACGAAGACCACAAUCAUGACCAUCCCCAUACACCUAGCACCAACCAACUAGUUUGUUUGGCUCAACUGAUGUCGAUGAAAAUUCUUUCGGACUCAAUUCUGGAACUUCCAGGAACGGCACUCACGAAAACGCCGAUGCAUUUCCGAAAACCCCUUCAGGUAUAAAUAUUAAAGCAGAAAAGGUUUCAGCUGUCGCAAAAGAAUCUUCUAUACCGAAUAACGAGGAAACAUCUCAUUUCGAGAAUACAACAACGCAUCGACCCAAGAAAUGGGGGUUUUUUGUCACAAAGUCAGGCCAAACUCGCAAACGCGAUAUCCUGGAGAUCUGCGUCCACGUUGUUAUGGCUGUAGCAGCCAUUAUGGUUUUAGGUAAGAAUGUAUAAACCAUGAAUUUGCAGAACUUAAUGGAUUAUCAGUGUUCGCAAUAUUGGCAGCCAGAGUCGACUCCACGUAUCCCAGCACGUCCAUUAAGUAUACUACCGAGGGGCCAUUCACCCAAAUCUCUCCUUGUGAACCCGUCUUAUUCUACCCUGAUGCCAGCACGGAAGAUGUUGGAUAA
Hymenoscyphus albidus is the source of this 1134-nucleotide messenger RNA. NCBI's taxonomy places the organism in Eukaryota, Fungi, Ascomycota, Leotiomycetes, Helotiales, Helotiaceae. The record is from the annotation of a GenBank genome assembly.